AUGAGUCAAGAUACCAAAGUAAGUAGAAAGUACUGGUUGAACAGUAAGGGUAAAGAGGACAUGAGUCAUGUAAGUAAGAAGUACCAGUUGGGCGGUAAGGGCAUAGGGUCAUAUUCCAGUCAAGCGCUCAGUGUGAGGCCACUCAAACUGUCUUAUCCAACCUUCAGCACCAAUCCCUUCACCCAAUGCCUCCCAGGAAGAAAGCCAGAUGUACUUCUCCAGGCAAUAAUUCUGGGAAGGAUGCCAAACCUGCACAAUGAGGUGUAUGAUCUAAUCAAGGUGUUGGAGGUCACAUUGCCCAGCUGCAAAAAGCUGGCUCCUGCAAAGAUAUCUGUGAAAGCCAGCACUGUAUGGCCAGAGCGCCAACAUGCUCACUCUCCACAUCCCUUCCUGCACACUGCCCACCAUUCUGAUAGGUUUGGGCUUAAGCCACUGUAUGCUACUGAUGGUGACAAUCAGGAUGUGACCUAA
Molecule: messenger RNA, 471 nt
Organism: Suillus subaureus
Lineage: Eukaryota; Fungi; Basidiomycota; Agaricomycetes; Boletales; Suillaceae
Exons: 5
Coding region: 1-471 (156 amino acids)
Source: RefSeq, a predicted model, not a curated record